CUGGAGGUUCUUAAAAAUCUCACAUUGAACAUGCUGUACACAUUUAUUGCAUUUGUUCACAAGGGGAACCACUUUUGACUUGGUGUGUUUCGCAAUCCUAGUGCUGAAGGACUCUAUAGCGGUGCAUAUUUUGGAUGUUUCUCCUAUAUAAUACACCCUUAACUGGGCUUGGAGUCUAUACAAAUAAGCUCUCAGUAAAAUCAGGUGUGUUACAUAAAGGGGACGUCCAAGAUCUGGGGUCCUCCAGGCCCAGGUUUGAGAAAAACAACACCAGUCUUGUCUGAAAACGUCAGUUAUUGUGUUGUGAAAUGUUUUCAACUCCUCUUUGCUCCUCCCUUUAUUUUUAGAAAAUGAGUCAUUUCCUGGCAUGAAAAGGACUUUCUGGAAGAAUACGCACUGUUGUUGUGAAAAUGUUUUUUACCGUGGCUUUAGUGGAAACCUUUCUCAUGCAUAUGUUCACCACAGCAGGUGCUUUACUUGGUGCUCUUUUGUUGCUUUUGGUAAUUUAUCUCCUCUCCAUCGACUCCUCUAACUCUCCAGAAAAGGAAAAAGAACCUCCAGGACCCAAACCACUGCCACUGCUGGGGAACCUGCACCAACUGGACCUCAGAAGACUUCAUGUGAGCCUCUCAGAUUUGUCCAAGAAAUAUGGGUCAGUUUUCCAAGUGCAUUUUGGACCCAAAAAAGUAGUGGUUCUGUCUGGAUACAAAACAGUAAAACAAGCACUUGUGAACCAGGCUGAAGAAUUUGGGGAACGAGAUAUUACACCUGUGUUCCAAGACAUCAAUGAAGGGCACGGAAUCGUCUUUGCUAAUGGUGAAAGCUGGAAGACCAUGCGAAGGUUCGCUCUCUCAACUCUUCGAGACUUUGGAAUGGGCAAGAAACUGAUCGAAGACAAAAUCAUAGAGGAGACACAUUUUCUGAACAAAGUAUUUGAACAUUUCCAAGGAAAUCCAUUCGACACAACCCAGCCGGUAAAUUACGCAGUCUCCAACAUCAUCUCAGCUAUUGUUUAUGGGAAUCGGUUUGAAUAUGAAGACCCAAAGUUUAAGGAUGUGGUUGACAGGGCAAACAAGAACAUCCGCAUGAUUGGUUCCACUGUGAUACAGAUCUACAACAUGUGUCCAGUGCUUGGGCCAUGGCUGAAGACGUGGACAGAGCUGAUGAAAAAUAUCGAAAGCAACAGGAGAGAAAUGCAGGAGCUGGUGAACCGCUUACAGGAGACCUUGAACCCCCUUGACUGCAGAGGAUUCAUUGACUCGUUCUUCAUACGCAAACAAAGCAUAGAAGACUCUGGAGAAAAUGCUUCGCACUUCCAUGAUCAGAACCUUCUUAUCACUGUGUCAAACCUAUUUGUUGCUGGUACUGAUACAACAGGCACAACACUGCGCUGGGGUCUGUUGUUCAUGGCCAAAUACCCUAAUAUACAAGAUCGGGUUCAUGAGGAGAUCGACAGAGUACUUGCUGGGCAUGAACCGGCUACAGAGGACAGGAAGAACUUACCUUAUACAGACGCUGUGAUCCAUGAAAUCCAGAGGCUGGCCGACAUAGUACCAAUGAAUAUUCCACAUUCAACCAGCUGUGAUGUUCACUUCAAUGGAUACUUCAUCAAGAAGGGGACGUGUGUUCUACCCCUGUUGACAUCUGUGUUGAAGGAUGAGAACGAGUGGGAGACGCCCAACACAUUCAACCCUGCACACUUUCUAGACGAGAAUGGUCAGCUGAUCAAACGAGAUGCAUUCAUGCCCUUCUCUGCAGGCCGCAGGAUGUGUCUUGGAGAAGGUUUGGCCAGGAUGGAGCUCUUCCUGUUCUUCACCUCUCUCUUUCAGCACUUCCGAUUCACUCCUCCACCUGGAGUGUCUGAAGAUGAUCUGGACCUCACACCAGUCAUGGGCCUUAUCUAUAAUCCGUCCCCACAUAAACUGUGUGCAGUCAGUAGGAUGGAAAGACAGCAAAACUGAUCCAUCACUCAACUGGAAAGCUGAUACAAUUGCAAAUCACAACACAGCUAUUCAUUUCAGCUUGACCACUGCAUUUGUUUUAGAUUAAACAGGCCGGAUGUUUUUGAAAAUUAAAAGGGCUCAGCUCUAUAAUAUUAUAUUAUUUUAUUGCCUUAUCUGAUAGGGUGAUGUACAGUGUUUUAUGUAUAUUCUGUGCUGGUGUGUGGGUGGUUGAGGUGACAUGACCUUUUUGUGGUUCCAAACAUCAAACACAAAUAAAUAAAAAAUUAAAUUAGUCAAAAAACGUUUUUAUAUCGUUCAGAACAUGCUGCUUUAUGUGAACAUACUGAACAUUCAUACAUUUCAUCACUCACUUUUUUCACAAUUUUCAACCAAACAUGAAAAAGCUCAUAUGGUGUGACUGUCCCAAGCUAGAAAAAUAAACGAAACUCUCCUUCAUAAAGCCCAGAAUGAUAACACAGAUCUCUAUUUGUGAGUCUGCUCUUUUCAAAGUCCAGGCAUAAUAUUUUGAGUCAGCUCUGAUCAAAAAGAUUUCAAAUGGUUUGACAUUAUAUUGUGAUAUUUAAACGAGCAAUUGUUUGGAGACCCUUGGGGAGGAGGGGUCCUUGUUCAACCAGGAAGUACAGAAAACAUCUCACAAGCACAUGGAAGGGUUACAAGGUGUUGCAUUUUGUCAUUUUUUCAAUCAAUCAAAUCUUUUUGGCACUCCUACUUCAGUACCCUUUCCCAGUGUCUAUUUGUGUGAUGCUUUUUACAUAAAAAUGUCAAAGAUAAAUGACUUUUUGUUGUUAUUACUAUUAAAUAUGUUACCAUGUUGCAGUGGGUAUGCUGUUAGGAUGUUAGUAUCUAACCACAAGUGCAUGAAACCUCAUCUGGUGUGCCACUACAUCAUAUUGUGUGAUGUCACCUCAUAUGAUCCAUUUGUCACUCCAUAUAAUAUGAACUGUAUUUUCCUACACACAGAAUCAUUACUUAUUCUUGUAUUUUUCUCACUAAAAGUUAAGUUUAAUGUAUGUUUUGUCCUUUUUAACAAAUUAUAUAUGAAUGCAUGUAUACCUACUCUACUUUCCUACUCCAUUUGCAGGGUUGGGAGGGUUACUUUUGAAAUGUAUUCCACUACAGAUUACAGAAUACAUGCUGUAAAAUGUAAUUUGUAAUGUAUUCCGUUAGAUUACUCAAGGUCAGUAAUGUAAUCUAAAUAUUUUGGAUUACUUCUUCAGCACUGGUAGAUUUUUUCACUUGUUUUGACUAUAAAAACUCUGCCAGUACAGCAAGACAAAAUACACAUGUUAAAAAUACAUUCUCUGAGUGUUGUUUCUAAAACAAGAUCAAUCAAAUUGAUCUUGUUUUAAGGAUUUGUAGAUAUUUUUACAGGAAAACAAUACAAAAAUGAUCAUCAAGAAUAUGAUUUUUGCCCUAAUAUCAAAGAUCUUUCUAGAAAAAAAUAAAUUAUGAUCUAAUGUGAAUUGUCUUGACAAUACUGUAAUAUGAUCAUGUCUGGUAACAUGUGCAUGUAAAGUGGCUAGUAGUAGUAUUUUAGCUUAGCGUAAAGCUAACACACAAGGUUUAUUUCUAUUUAUUCUACAUCAAACUUAUUUCAAACGUACUUCAAACUUAUUUCAAACGUACUUCUCUGUCUGCUCGUAUGAAUGUAACACAUCAUAAGAAAGUGUUUCACCGCUGUUCAAAUGCACUUUGGAUCAAUUUAUAUGUAUAAAUGUUUUCCAUCUGAAAGCAAUGACAAUAAAAUGCAAAGAAAUCUCUUCAUUAAUCAAAAUACUUUUUGAAUGUAACUAUAAUCUAAUUACCAAUGAUUUAAACUGUAACUGCAGUGGAAUACAGUUACUUAUAUUUUGUAUUUUAAAUAUGUAAUC
Molecule: messenger RNA, 3835 nt
Organism: Xyrauchen texanus (razorback sucker)
Lineage: Eukaryota; Metazoa; Chordata; Actinopteri; Cypriniformes; Catostomidae
Product: cytochrome P450 2K1-like
Exons: 9
Coding region: 411-1961 (516 amino acids)
Biological process (GO): xenobiotic metabolic process
Cellular component (GO): intracellular membrane-bounded organelle; cytoplasm
Molecular function (GO): iron ion binding; heme binding; oxidoreductase activity, acting on paired donors, with incorporation or reduction of molecular oxygen, reduced flavin or flavoprotein as one donor, and incorporation of one atom of oxygen
Source: RefSeq, a predicted model, not a curated record